ACUACAAGGAAAGUCUCAAUCACACUACUCGCAAAGCCAACCCCUUUUAUGCUCUGCUCUUCUCCUUUCAUACCCCUGACCUAAUCUCGUGUUUGGCUUUUAUGGCAGCACGCGCUUGUCCCACGCUCCCUCCUCACGUGCCACCUUCCUAUUAUCAUCAAAUAUCAACGGCUACUUAAGUCUCACUCGCUCAACUCUACUCGUCUCUUCCAUUCUUGAUUCUUUCUUUUUUUUUUUCCCCUUCCACUUUCUCGGGAAACUUACAGAGAAAACGAAAGGCAAAAAGGAGAGCAAAUGUUAAUCGCAAUUUACUUCUUGUUCUUCUCUCUGGGUCAAUGUAGUGUUGAUUUUAACGCAUUAUUGUCUUUUAAAGACUCUGUUUUUGACCCCUCAGACUCGCUUUCCUCCUGGGUUAACUCAUCCAAUCCUUGCAAUGAUUCUUGGUAUGGUGUCACAUGCAACCCUGCCACUCACCGAGUCACAAGACUCGUUCUUGAGAACCUAAACCUUUCCGGGUCAACUCAGCCACUGAAUCAGCUUUCUCAUCUAAGACUCCUCAGCCUCAAAAACAACCGUCUUUUCUCUUCCUCCUCUGUUAACUUGUCUUCAUGGCGUUACAUAAGGCAUCUUUACCUCUCUGGAAACCAUCUCUCCGGAGUAUUCCCCACCGGAAUGUCCACCCUCAGGCGGCUCCACCGGCUCGACCUUGCAUACAACGAUUUCCACGGCGAAAUUCCGAUGACCGAAUUGACUCGACUGCCUAACUUGUUGACUCUCCGUCUCGAGUACAACUCGUUCACUGGACCCCUCAAUUCAAUUGCGUCAUUUUCUUUCAUUUUAGACUUUAACGUCUCGAAUAACAACCUCUCCGGCGAGAUUCCUGCGUGGAUGUCACGUUUCCCCGCCUCUUCCUUCCAAGGAAACAAGGACCUCUGCGGCCAGCCUCUGCCGUCCGAUUGUUUUAAUCGGACGGCUCUCCCUGCGCCCUUAAAACAAAAGAUUCGUCAUCCUGAAAGCAAGAGGUUAGGCGAUGGGGUGGUGCUGAUGAUCGUCGCCGUCGAUGCAGUGGCGGUUAUAGCCGCGCUGGUGACAAUCACGUGGUGUUGUUACAGGUACAACUGUCGCUCUGGUGGAACCCACAAGGAGGUUCUACAAACAAAAAGUGGGUCAAAAUUGCAAUGGCGAAGAAGUGGGUCCAGGGAACAGGAGGUGGAGGCGGAGGAAAUGGUGGUGUUCGAAGGGUGCGAGGGUUUUCGAAAAGUGGGUGAUUUGCUGAAAUCUUCGGCUGAGUUGUUAGGGAAAGGAAGUGUGGGGACCACUUAUAAGGUGGUGAUGGACGGCGGUGAUGUGGUGGUGGUGAAAAGGGUACGGCAGAGGAGGAGGAGGAAGGCUGUUGAUGGGUGGUUGAGAAUAAUUGGUGGGUUGAGGCAUGCUAAUCUUGUGAGCCUUGUAGCAUACUAUAAUUCCAAGGAUGAGUUGCUUUUAGUUUAUAAGUUCUCACCAAAUGGAAGCUUGUAUUCCCUCUUGCAUGGAAAUAGGGGACCAGGAAGGACGCCGUUGAGUUGGAGUACGAGGUUAAAGCUAGCUUCAGGGGCUGCCCUAGGCCUAGCUUUUAUCCAUGGUUACAACAAAGCCAAGAUCUUUCACGGACACCUAACAUCCUCAAAUAUCAUAGUUGAUCGACAGGGCAAUGCCUGUAUUUCUGAUUGCGGUCUUCACCAAGUCUUGCAUGCCCCAUCUUUAUCAAACGAUGACUACAAAGCCCCGGAGCUCAUGCUGAGCAAUGGUGAAGAUGGUACUAAGCUUAGAAAGUACACCCAAAAAUGCGAUGUUUACAGCUUUGGAGUGAUCCUGUUGGAGAUAUUGACAGGGAAAAUGGUGAGCGGAGAAAGUGGGAUGAGUCUGGUGAAAUGGGUUCAAAGCGUGGGAAAAGAAGAGUGGGCGUGGGAGGUGUUUGAUUUUGAGAUGUUGGGGGACAAGGAGAUGGAAGAGGAGAUGGUGGGUCUCAUGCAAGUGGCGUUGCUUUGCGUGGCUGUGUUGCCUAAAGAUCGUCCAAAGAUGAGCAUGGUGCAUAGGAUGAUCGAAGAUAUUGGGUCUAAGGGUGCAACAAAUGGUGGGACGAUUUCUAUUUUGAAUGAUUUCUCCUCUGAUUCUUCUCCUGCUCUAUCAGAAAGAACUCUUGGCUUCAUAUAGGUAAAAAUCAGUAUAGCAUUAAUAAGUUUCAUGAGACAGAAUGUGGAAGGAGAUCAGUCAUGAAUGACAGUCUUUUCUUUUUUCCCCUUUGGGUCAAUUGAGAUUUGUACAGAGUAGUGAUAAUAUUUGGUUGUCAUUCUUUCAGUGUGAGUUACAAGCAUUUGAUUGAAUCACAUUCCUUGAGACAGUUCCCUAAAUAAAAUCCCAACGAAAGGAUUAAUCUAA
Messenger RNA from Theobroma cacao (cacao), 2418 nucleotides. RefSeq names its product probably inactive receptor-like protein kinase At5g41680. The record is from RefSeq and is a predicted model, not a curated record. NCBI's taxonomy places the organism in Eukaryota, Viridiplantae, Streptophyta, Magnoliopsida, Malvales, Malvaceae. Gene Ontology annotation, molecular function: protein kinase activity; ATP binding; protein binding. Gene Ontology annotation, biological process: protein phosphorylation.